UAAGCGCUAAGAACAACCGUUUUAGAAUCAAACAGUGGACAACUUUACAGUUUGAAUCAUAUUUUUAACAACAGCUCACACAUACGGAAGAUGAUUAAGUUUCUCAUUUUGAUUUGCUUCUUUGCCAUGGCAUUUGCGCGUCCUGGUUACCUGCACUCGGCGCCCAUCCUAACCACCUACCGUGAGCAGCACGUUGCCGCGCUGCCUGCCGCAGUGCAUAUCGUGGAACCAUUGGUGACCACACACCAAAUUGUAACACCCUUGCUGCGUGGCGCCAUACUCAACCAUGGCUUGCACUGAGCCACCAAGCCGCAGGAGUCACGGACUGAAUGGGCAGCAGCAGAAAAAAUAUAUAGCUAAAAAAAAAAUGGAAUUACCUUAAACGCCUAUUAAACAAAGC
This is a messenger RNA of Rhagoletis pomonella (apple maggot), 400 nucleotides long. RefSeq lists its product as uncharacterized. Lineage: Eukaryota; Metazoa; Arthropoda; Insecta; Diptera; Tephritidae. The transcript is spliced from 2 exons. Bases 91 to 300 code for a protein of 69 amino acids. The record is from RefSeq and is a predicted model, not a curated record.